This is a messenger RNA of Silurus meridionalis, 1164 nucleotides long. It is a transcript of the gene dctn5, whose product is annotated as dynactin 5. The transcript is spliced from 6 exons. NCBI's taxonomy places the organism in Eukaryota, Metazoa, Chordata, Actinopteri, Siluriformes, Siluridae. The coding region runs from base 103 to 651 and encodes 182 amino acids. The record is from RefSeq and is a predicted model, not a curated record.
AAAGUAUAAAUAGUGAGGGCGGGACUUAGAGGCGUGCAAGAUUAGCUAACGCCCUGACCGAGUGCACAUCAUCAGCGCUGCCAGCGGUCCCUUUUAGCAAGAAUGGAGCUGAGUGAAAUUUUAUACAACAAGGCCGAGUACAUCGAGACAGCGUCGGGCAACAAAGUGAGCAGGCAGUCGGUUCUGUGUGGGAGCCAGAACAUCGUCCUGAACGGAAAAACCAUAGUGAUGAACGACUGCAUCAUCAGGGGAGAUCUGGCUAACGUCAGAGUGGGGAGGCACUGCGUCAUCAAGAGCAGGAGCGUGAUCCGGCCGCCGUUUAAAAAGUUCAGCAAAGGGGUGGCUUUUUUCCCGUUGCACAUCGGAGACCACGUGUUCAUCGAAGAGGACUGCGUGGUAAACGCGGCUCAGAUCGGCUCGUACGUUCACAUCGGGAAAAACUGCGUUAUCGGGCGGCGUUGCGUGUUAAAGGACUGCUGUAAAAUCCUGGAUAACACGGUGCUGCCUCCAGAGACGGUCGUUCCUCCGUUCACAGUGUUCUCCGGAUGUCCAGGGUUAUUUACUGGGGAGCUUCCGGAGUGCACACAGGAGCUGAUGAUCGACGUGACCAAGAGCUACUAUCAGAAAUUCCUCCCGCUCAGCCAAAUCUAACCACCGCCCGGCUCUUCUAACGGGACUCCUUUGAUCCAUCGUCAUUUCCUCCCUACAGUAAAAAGAGGACGGACGUCCCCAACCGUGUCCAUCUGAUCCACGCCCGUACAUUUGUCCUCAGCCGAACUCCGUGAGCACUGCGUUUUAUUAGUAAAUGUACAUACGAAGAAGGAACACGCGUUGAUGGUUUUCUCGCGAGCAGAGUGCGCUCAUCCGAUCAGCAGACUCGUGACGGGAUUGGGUUUUAUGAAUGCUUGUAUUUAUUGUGUCGAUUCGGCAGUACGAAACGUUUCUCUGGGCAAACAAACGCUCGUUGAUUACAUGCAUCAAAUGACUCGUGGUGUGACUUUUUUUUUUUCAGAAUUGUUAGUUUAUGAUGAAGAAAUACUUGUAAAUAGAAGAUAAUUUCUGACACACAUUAUUCGACCUGUAUAUGUUCACGUUUUAUCAAAUGUCCACCCAGAGUUAUAUGUUUCGUCUAGCCCAAUUUAUUAAAAACAAAAAAAAAACCUC